AUGGUUAUCACAACAUCAGAUGAUGUGCAUGAGAAUACAGCCCUUCUGGGGCCCAACAGGGUUCCUCAGGAGAAACCUCUACCAAAGGCUCAGGUCCUGCUACUCUGUUAUGCCCGGGCCAUAGAGCCCUUGGCCUUCUUCUCCAUCUUUCCUUAUGUCAGUCAGAUGAUCCAGGACAACGGGAGUACCAAGGUCUCAGAUGUCGGUUUCUAUGCAGGACUUAUAGAGUCGCUGUUCUCCCUGACUCAGGCCAUAGUGAUGAUUUUUUGGGGCCAAGCGGCCGAUCGCGUCGGGCGGAAGCCUGUCCUAGUCUUCUCCUUAUUCGGCGUGACCGUGGCGACGGGCCUCUUCGGACUGGCAAAGUCUAUUGCGCAGAUGGUUUUAUUCAGGUGCCUUGCCGGUGUCUUUGCGGGGACUGUUGUCACCAUCCGCACCAUGAUCGCUGAGCACAGCACCAAUAAGACACAAGCUCUAUCAUUCAGUUGGUUCGCUUUCAGUGGAAACUUGGGUAUCUUCCUGGGCCCUCUGUUAGGUGGUAGCCUUGCCAACCCAGCACUCCGGUAUCCAGGUGUAUUUAAGGAUACUGGGUUCUUCGCUGACUACCCAUACGCGCUAUCAAGCCUGGUGGUGUCGCUGCUCGGGUGUACCGCUGCCUUUUCUAGUCUUUUUUUCGUCCGAGAGACGUUGAAAAAAGAGCCUGCUACAUCGGAUUCCAACCUUGAUGAAGGGCUGUCGGUCUCGCAGCUUUUGAAAGCCCCCAGUGUUGGGAUAGUUCUCUACACAUAUGGACAUAUUAUGGUACUUGCCUUUGCCUACACAGCCAUAAUCCCGGUCUUUUGGUUCACUCCCACGUCCCUCGGUGGAUACGGCUUUACCCCUCUACAAAUAUCGGCGCUGAUGGGUCUUAAUGGCGCCGCCCAAGCUGCGUGGCUCCUCCUGGUUUUCCCUCCAUUGCAGAAGAGGAUCGGGUCAAAUGGAGUCAUCCGCCUAUGUGCCUAUGCCUAUCCUUUCUUCUUCCUUGCCUGCCCAGCUGGUAAUAUCCUCCUGCGCCUAGAUACCGAGGCAUCGGUUAAGGCUUUCUGGGUCUUCCUACCGAUAGCGCUGGUCAUCGGCUCUGGGGUCAGCAUGAGCUUCACAGCGAUCCAGCUUAUAUUGAACGACAUCUCCCCCUCGCCCAAUGUCUUGGGUACGCUGAAUGCCCUGGCCUUGACCGGGGUUAGCGGCCUGAGGGCAAUUUGCCCGGCCCUUUCCACCACCUUCUUUGCGCUGGGGGUGAGAACACAAUUUUCCGGGGGAUAUGCUAUCUGGAUACUGAUGAUCUUGCUUGCUGCCGCGUUGUCUGUUGCUGCGCGAUAUCUACCUGAGCCCGAAAAGCCUGACGAAUCCCGAGGUAACUUAGUGGAUGAAUGA
Molecule: messenger RNA, 1410 nt
Organism: Aspergillus nomiae NRRL 13137
Lineage: Eukaryota; Fungi; Ascomycota; Eurotiomycetes; Eurotiales; Aspergillaceae
Product: MFS transporter
Exons: 1
Coding region: 1-1410 (469 amino acids)
Biological process (GO): transmembrane transport
Molecular function (GO): transmembrane transporter activity
Source: RefSeq, a predicted model, not a curated record